UCCUACCACGUGACCGCUGUUUCCAGUUGUUAUUAUCGCGAACGCGGAAGUCGGUACGAGCGAAGCUUUUAGAAGCACUGGAGACGAAAAGCAGAGUGAGAGGAGAAGAUCCAGGCGUCUGAAAACAAAACAAGUUCAUCUCAUCAUCUUGGGGAAUCCACAGGAUCCAGCGAGUCAUCAUGCCGAACAUGGAGCAGCAUCUUUUCAACCUGAAGUUUGCAGCCAAGGAGCUGCAGCGAAGCUCCAAAAAAUGUGACAAAGAAGAGAAAGCAGAGAAGGCCAAAGUGAAAAAGGCGAUUCAGAAAGGCAACAUGGACGUCGCGAGGAUCCACGCCGAGAACGCUAUCCGACAGAAGAACCAAUCUGUGAACUUCCUGAGAAUGAGCGCCAGGGUGGACGCCGUGGCAGCGAGAGUCCAGACCGCCGUCACCAUGAACAAGGUCACGAAGUCCAUGGCAGGAGUGGUGAAGGGGAUGGAUGCAACCCUGAAGAGCAUGAACCUGGAGAAGAUCUCUAGUCUGAUGGACAAGUUCGAGCACCAGUUUGAAACUUUGGAUGUUCAGACGCAGCAUAUGGAAGACACCAUGAGCAGCACCACAACACUUACAACUCCACAGAACCAGGUGGACAGUCUGAUGCAGCAGAUGGCAGACGAAGCUGGGUUGGAUCUCAACGUGGAGCUUCCACAGGGACAGACAGGAACAUUGGCCAGCAGCGUGGCAUCUACAGAACAGGAUGAACUCUCUCAGAGGCUGGCUAAACUCAGAGAUCAGAUCUGAUUGCAUUGACAAGUGCGAGAGUGUGUGUGUGUGUGUGUGUGUGUGUGUGUGUGAGAGAGAGAGAGAGAGAAUCAUCAUUUGUUGCUCUUUGGUGUCUCUGAAGAAAGAACGAUAGAAAGCAGAAUAAUGUCCAGAAGAUCUGCGGUAUGGAUUUCCUCCUCAGAUGUAUGUCACUUGUAGAGCCGGGUGGAGGAGUGUGUGAUGUUGUGUAUCAGAAUCAUUAUGCGGCUUCAGCGUGCUGUCAGCUCUCGCCACAAACCCAAAAGAGGAACCAGUGAAGAACGUCCCAGAGUCACGUGAUGCUAACUGCUCGUGAGAUCUAUACAUUUGUAAGCAUGACAGCACGGAAUGAGUUCGAUUCCUUCUCCUGACCGCUCUUUCUUUUUGGAUUCGGAAGCCACCGAAAAGCCACCUAGUGCAAACACUAUGAGGAAUAAAAUUGUAAAUACACUUA
Molecule: messenger RNA, 1233 nt
Organism: Silurus meridionalis
Lineage: Eukaryota; Metazoa; Chordata; Actinopteri; Siluriformes; Siluridae
Gene: chmp1b
Product: charged multivesicular body protein 1B
Exons: 8
Coding region: 180-779 (199 amino acids)
Biological process (GO): endosome transport via multivesicular body sorting pathway; protein transport; late endosome to vacuole transport
Cellular component (GO): ESCRT III complex; multivesicular body
Source: RefSeq, a predicted model, not a curated record